This is a messenger RNA of Trametes versicolor FP-101664 SS1, 636 nucleotides long. RefSeq lists its product as uncharacterized. NCBI's taxonomy places the organism in Eukaryota, Fungi, Basidiomycota, Agaricomycetes, Polyporales, Polyporaceae. The coding region runs from base 1 to 636 and encodes 211 amino acids. The record is from RefSeq and is a predicted model, not a curated record. The transcript is spliced from 4 exons. Gene Ontology annotation, molecular function: protein binding.
AUGGCGGUAUGUGGCGAUUUGCAGCUCACCAAAUUCUCAGUUACCUUCGGUGUUCGAGGCCUGCCUGCUCCGGUCCACGACGAGAUUGAUCGCGAGCUCUCGCCGUGCUCUCUACAUUUCAUCGAAAACGGGCGGGCACUCAUUGGAUCGUACGUCUACGCCGGGAUGAUCUGCUGGGACGUCGAAACAUGCACCAUCAAGUGGCGCAUACCCGCGGAAACGCGUAUUGGACGAUCAGCGUUGUCGCCCGACCACAGGUCCAUAGUGGUUUGCAAUCUAGUUGAUGGCUUCGACCGCUACAGGAUUGAUCACCAGAGAAGAGUGCAGCAAUAUAGCGUCCGACUCGGCGAGAAUAUCCCUCUACCAGUCUGCUUCAUUCACGACGGCGACGCGCUUCUAUUUGGCAGCGCAUGUGGAGACGUUAGCAUUGUCGACGAGGACGACGCGUCCCUUAUUCAAGUUUUACAUCAUCCAGGUUUGUUGGUCUUAGGUAACCCCGCUUAUAUCGUGGUCGAUGGUAAUGUGUCGUACAUCGCGACGGGAACCUCAGAACGUGGCAAAGAGACGAAGAUCAGGAUAUGGGCCAAGAAUCCAGGUGCGCACAUGAUCUCUCUAGACGAUCAAGUGCACUUAUGA